This is a messenger RNA of Zea mays, 713 nucleotides long. Its product is annotated as basic blue protein. The transcript is spliced from 2 exons. Gene Ontology annotation, cellular component: plasma membrane. Gene Ontology annotation, molecular function: electron transfer activity. The record is from RefSeq and is a predicted model, not a curated record. Lineage: Eukaryota; Viridiplantae; Streptophyta; Magnoliopsida; Poales; Poaceae. The coding region runs from base 128 to 556 and encodes 142 amino acids.
CCGCGGCGCCAUUAUUGAUGCGAGCUGAGGCGUGAUCUAACAAGCAAGCGGCCGGAGCAGCUGGUCUCUCUCUCUAGCUACGUAUAACAGGGAGCAGAAGCUUGUGCGAGUGGCAAACGCGCGCGCGAUGGCGGCUCGGGGAAGAGGCAGUGCAGGCAGUAGCAGCAGGGCGCCGUCUGUCGCUGGUACCGCGCUCCUGUGUGUAGCUGUAGCCGUGCUCCUGCUGGCGGCCACCCCGGCCGCGGUGGCGGGGACGACGUACCUCGUCGGUGACGCCGCUGGGUGGACGCUCAAGGUUGACUACGGCCGGUGGGUGGCGGGCAAGACCUUCCACGCCGGCGACAUCCUCGUGUUCAAGUACAACACCACGUGGCACGACGUGGCGUGGGUGAGCAAGGGCGGCUACAGGAACUGCAUCGUGUCGCCCAAGGGGCGCGCACCGGUGUACCACACGGGCUACGACGCGGUCACGCUGCCCAGGGGCACGCACUACUUCAUCUGCGCCAUGCCGGGCCACUGCAGCGCCGGCAUGAAGCUCGCCGUCACCGUCUACUGAUCCGUCGUACGUCCGUGUGUCCAGCAGCUCCAUCAUCUCGAUCGAUCUGGACUACGUGUUGGCUAGCAGCUACUCUGUGCGCGGAUCGGAAGCACGUGUGAACGUCGCGCGCUGAAGUUCUCUUCAUCAUUGUGACAACAAGUUGAGUUCAUUGGCA